Molecule: messenger RNA, 174 nt
Organism: Coccidioides immitis RS
Lineage: Eukaryota; Fungi; Ascomycota; Eurotiomycetes; Onygenales; Onygenaceae
Exons: 2
Coding region: 1-174 (57 amino acids)
Source: RefSeq, a predicted model, not a curated record
AUGAAGGUUCCAUGGUCAUUCUUCUUGGUUGCUGCGAGCGCCAUGUUCUUUGAAGUCGUAUCUGCGCAGAUACCAUGCCUGCCCAAGGGCGGAACUUGCUUUGGCGACCAAACUUGCUGCAAGGGCAGAUGUAUUUCUCCAGGUGGUCGCAGUACCCCGGUAUGCGACGCCUAA